AUAAAAUAAAUACUGAAACCUAUCACUUUACCCUGAGUUGUGUCUUCCCCUGUGUUUCAGAUUUUACUCAGCCGCCAUGUGCGGAAUCCUUGCAGUGUUGGGUUGCGUCGACAACUCUCAGGCCAAGCGCGCUCGCAUCAUCGAAUUGUCUCGCAGGUUGCGGCAUAGAGGUCCUGAUUGGAGUGGCAUACAUUGCCAUGAUGAUUGUUACCUUGCUCAUCAAAGGCUUGCUAUUGUUGACCCUACUUCAGGGGAUCAACCUUUGUACAACGAAGACAAGACUGUUAUUGUCACCGUAAAUGGGGAGAUAUACAACCACAAACAAUUGAGACAGAAACUGAGUUCUCAUAAAUUUCGAACUGGUAGUGAUUGUGAAGUGAUUGCCCAUCUUUAUGAAGAGUAUGGGGAGGAAUUUGUUAACAUGCUGGAUGGGAUGUUCGCCUUUAUUCUUCUUGAUACUCGAGAUAAAAGUUUUAUUGCUGCUCGUGAUGCUAUUGGCAUUACCCCUCUUUAUUUGGGCUGGGGUCUUGAUGGAUCAACAUGGUUUGCAUCUGAAAUGAAAGCUCUGAGUGAUGAUUGUGAGAGAUUCAUGUCAUUUCCUCCAGGGCAUAUAUAUUCCAGCAAACAAGGAGGAUUAAGAAGGUGGUACAAUCCACCAUGGUUUUCGGAGAUUGUUCCAUCAACUCCCUAUGAUCCAAUACUUUUGCGUGAGACCUUCGAGAGGGCUGUGGUUAAGAGAAUGAUGACUGAUGUACCCUUUGGAGUUCUUUUGUCCGGAGGAUUGGAUUCAUCACUUGUUGCCUCUGUGGUCAAUCGAUAUUUAGCGGAAUCUGAGGCGGCUCGUCAAUGGGGAUCACAGUUGCAUACUUUCUGCAUUGGUUUAAAGGGCUCUCCGGACUUGAAAGCUGCAAAAGAGGUAGCAGAUUAUCUUGGUACUCGUCACCACGAACUUUAUUUCACGGUUCAGGAAGGUAUAGAUGCACUUGAAGAAGUCAUUUACCAUAUUGAAACAUAUGACGUAACGACUAUCAGAGCAAGUACUCCAAUGUUUCUUAUGUCCAGGAAAAUUAAAGCCUUGGGAGUGAAAAUGGUUCUUUCUGGAGAAGGUUCAGAUGAAAUAUUUGGAGGUUACCUGUAUUUUCAUAAGGCACCUAACAAGAAAGAGCUUCACGAAGAAACUUGUCGAAAAAUUAAAGCUCUUCAUCUUUAUGACUGCCUGAGAGCCAAUAAGUCAACUGCAGCAUGGGGAGUAGAGGCCCGUGUACCAUUCUUGGAUAAAGAAUUUAUCGAAGUAGCAAUGAGUAUGGAUCCGGAGUGGAAAAUGAUAAGGCGUGAUCUUGGAAGGAUAGAGAAGUGGGUAUUACGCAAUGCAUUUGAUGAUGAAGAGAAUCCAUAUUUACCAAAGCACAUAUUGUACAGGCAGAAGGAACAGUUCAGUGACGGGGUUGGUUACAGUUGGAUUGAUGCCUUGAAGGAUCACGCUGAUAAACAAGUCCCAGAUGCAACAAUGCUUGCUGCCAGUUUUAUUUACCCAGAAAACACUCCUACCACCAAAGAAGGAUACCUCUACAGGACAAUUUUUGAGAAGUUCUUUCCGAAGAAUGCAGCAAGGGCAACAGUUCCAGGGGGUCCUAGUGUGGCAUGCAGUACUGCAAAAGCUGUGGAAUGGGAUGCGGCAUGGUCUAAAAAUCUUGACCCUUCUGGUCGUGCCGCGCUUGGUGUUCAUGAAGCUUCAUAUGAUGCAGUGGAUACCAAAGUUCACAAACCCAAAAAUGGACCACUUUAGAAGAUCCAUAGUUGAUUGUCAACAAAAAAAGUGUACGCAAUAACUGUCAAGUCAAGUGGGAAUUUAAAUUCAAGUAGAUGAAACUAAUGAAUGGCGGGGUUGUUUUUAUUUGUAGGUUAAAUUAAUAUGUAGGUCUUAAACUAUUUGUUGUUUUUUUCUUAAAUAAUUAUCUAUGUUUAAAAGUUUUUAAUCUGUAA
Vigna angularis (adzuki bean) is the source of this 1983-nucleotide messenger RNA. Its product is annotated as asparagine synthetase [glutamine-hydrolyzing] 3. Gene Ontology annotation, cellular component: cytosol. The record is from RefSeq and is a predicted model, not a curated record. The transcript has 14 exons. Gene Ontology annotation, molecular function: asparagine synthase (glutamine-hydrolyzing) activity. Lineage: Eukaryota; Viridiplantae; Streptophyta; Magnoliopsida; Fabales; Fabaceae. Bases 77 to 1786 code for a protein of 569 amino acids.